AACUUAGAAAUAGCUAGAUAUAGAACGGUAUUGAGAUAUACUUUUCAGGUCAUUUUACAGUGCUGGGAGUUUAACAGUGAGAUAUAGCUAUCUGGCAAGUUAAGUAAACUAGCCAAUGUGUAGUCUAGAAACUUUUAUUAUGUUGACGGUAGCUAGCAAGCUAGGCUAAUGUCACAGUUGAAAAAACGAAUAUAGCCUACUUAAUUGUGUUUAUCUCUUCAGAUGGCAGGGGAGCAGACACACUGUAACCAGGUUGAGCAGUUCAUUUUGCUUGCCAAAAACGCUAAAGGACCUGCUCUGAUUGCCCUAAUAAACCAAGUGCUGGAGGCCCCGGGGGUCUAUGUGUUCGGGGAAUUGUUACAGCUUCCAUGCAUUCAAAAGCUAUCUGAAGGUCCAAACGAUGGCUAUUCACAAUUGUUGAACAUGUUUGCCUACGGCACAUACCAUGAUUACAAAGCAUUGAAAAGUUCCUUACCUCCUCUUUCUGAGGCUCAGAAGAACAAGCUGAGACAACUGACUAUUAUGAUCCCUUACUCUGUGCUGCUGAGAGACCUGGAGGUAGCCAGUGUGCGGGAGCUGGAGGACCUGGUGAUUGAAGCGGUGUACGCAGAGGUCAUCCAAGGGAAGCUGGACCAGGUGAGGCAGCAGCUGGAGGUGGACGGCUGUAUCGGGAGAGACCUCCCUGUGGAAGGGGCGGCCUACAUCGCUGACACACUACAGCAGUGGUGCUGUAGCUGUGAGAGUAUCUCUGACUCCAUUGAAAAAGAGGUGGUUAGAGUGAGCCAGUGCAGGAAGAACCACCUCCAAGCCCUGCAGCAGAUACAGACUGAGAUAGGAGACAUCCGCAGACUAAUCCAGGCCAACCCCUCCACCUCCAUCCAACCCAUGGAGUCCAUCGUGGAGCAGGAGGGGGAGGGGGCCAAGGUAGGGUCAAGCUUGGGGGCCGAGCAGCGCAGACAGCCCUCCCUUGAUAUGUUCUCCAAGGGCAAGAACCCAGUCCCCCCGAGGAACUGACUUCCAGAACUGCAUCCUUAGGCCCCAAUCCAGUCCCAGACUCGUCCCCAGUCACAGGCCAAGCCUCUGGCCCAGAGACACAGAGGGCCUUUCCCUGAGCACACC
Molecule: messenger RNA, 1119 nt
Organism: Osmerus eperlanus (European smelt)
Lineage: Eukaryota; Metazoa; Chordata; Actinopteri; Osmeriformes; Osmeridae
Product: COP9 signalosome complex subunit 7b-like
Exons: 6
Coding region: 223-1014 (263 amino acids)
Biological process (GO): COP9 signalosome assembly
Cellular component (GO): COP9 signalosome
Source: RefSeq, a predicted model, not a curated record